CGAGCGCGCGCGGUAGUGUCGUCAAGGAGGCGCGUGUGUUCCUGUUGGCUGUAAGUACACGUCAGCAGUAGACACCUCCUCGCGAUCUCAUUUGUUUCUCUUCCUGGUUUCAACUUCACCGCACAUGACACUUUAUCCGAUGCCCGCGCGUAACGGGAACGAUCCGGAGCACAACGCGCACACCACGGCACAUGAAACACUAAAACAUGAGAUUCCGACUGUUGAAAAAGAACUUUAUUGCGGUCGUCGCCCUCCUCGCCGUCUUGUUGACGUUGUUAUACGUCAUGUUCGGGGCUAAAGUGGUCGGGAGUGUGGAGGGGGUCACGGAGACGGCUAAGUUCGACUACGGCACCAUCAUUAGUAUGCGCACUUCAGUGUAUGACAGCAACUUCAAACAGUUGAUUCAGAACGCGGAGCGCUUCCCGUUGGAACCGGAGAUGGUCCUCGCCGUGCAGGUGCACAACAGACCGGCUUACCUCCAAAUGCUCAUCCGCUCUCUGGAAAAUGUGAAAGGCAUCGAUAAAGCGCUCGUGAUAUUCAGUCACGAUUACUUUUCCGAGCAGAUUACGCAGAUGGUGAAGGAAAUCGCCUUCUGCAAAGUUCUGCAGAUAUUUUUCCCCUACAGCACUCAACUGUAUCCCUCCGAGUUCCCGGGACAGGACCAUCGAGAUUGUGCGAGGGACAUCUCUAAAGCGGACGCUCUCCGGGCGGGCUGCUUAAACGCGGAGCACCCGGACUCGUAUGGACACUACAGGGAAGCGUCCAUCACGCAGACUAAACAUCACUGGUGGUGGAAGCUGCAUUUCGUGUUCGAGCGGGUGAAGGUCCUUCAGGGGUACAAAAGAUUUGUGGUGUUCCUCGAGGAGGACAACUACCUUCUCCCAGACUUUCAUCACUUCUUCCACGCCAUGGUGGAACUCAGGAAAAUCGACUGCGCGGACUGCGACGUCCUCGCGCUGGGCAACCACAAAGGCACGGCUGACUUCCGCGAGCUUUCCUCCAAAACGGAGACGGCGGGCUGGAUGUCGACCAAGCACAACAUGGGAACGGGCAUCUCCAGAGAGCUCUACUACAAACUGAUGGGAUGCAACAAGGAGUUCUGCACCUACGAUGAUUACAACUGGGACUGGACGCUGCAGAAUCUGUCUGGCACGUGCAUCUCCAAGCCUCUCAAGGUUCUGGUGGCUCUUGGGAGUCGGGUCCUUCACACGGGAGAUUGCGGCCUGCAUCAGAAAGACGAGUGCCGGCCCGAGGUGGCUCAGCAGAGGGUGGCCGAAGCCCUCAAAGAAACCGAAUCCGCGCUUUUUGUUCCACAGCUCGCCAUCAAGGCUCAAUCUCCGGCUGACCAUCAACCUCAUGUGAAGAAUGGAGGCUGGGGGGACGUGCGUGACCACGCGCUCUGCAUCAAUUACGCUGCUCGACUGUGAGCUGGGGUUAAUGUUUAAAUCACAAGUGCCAUUCAGAACAUCAGGGCAACUGUAAACUUUGCUUCCACCAAAAAGAGGAAAAUUACGGAGCUGUAACGUUUGACUUUGUGUUUGUCAUGAAAACACGGUCAGGUCAGAUUUGAUCCCCUGAAACCAGAUGAAGCCUGACUUUCCAUGCCAUCGGGUCAUUUUAUGCUUGUGUUUGUGCGUGUUUUUAAGAAGAGAUGGAUAGAUGCUAUGGAAAUAAUAUCACAACAUUGGUCCUGAAAAAUAACUUUUCUUUUUUAGUUGGUGUUGGGAUGGAAAUGACUUGGAACACGUGAGAUUCAUGCAAACGCAAGCAAAUCACAACUUCACCACUCGCUUGAGACUGUUGUAAUCUGUGAUGUGUUCAGAGUUCAUUUUGUGCAUUGAUUUCUCUUCAGCAGACUUGUGAGUUUGUUCAAUCGCACUAUUUAGACUGAACGCAUUGCAGUGCAUUUUCUCAUAAUACAAUAAACAAGAUCUGGAUAUUAUUCCGUGAAAAUAAUAAAGUGGGUUCUCAACGAUGAGCAUUUUUGGCAGAACCUUCACAAAAGGAUUUUUAGACUAUAGAAAGAAAAGAAAAUGAAUGAAAAAGAAAAGAAACGAAAGAAUAAUGUAUCCAGACCUGGCUUAUUGUUUAUGCCUUUUUUUAGCAAAACUUGAGCUAUAAACACAUUUAACAACCACAGUGUAAAUGUAACAGUGUCUUCCGCUCCUAUAGCAGUUUCUAAUGGGAAACAUCAAAAUUGUUGUUUACUUGUUUUUAUUUUGUCCGGAUGGUUUUGGUGGUUUGUAGAUUUGAGACUCCCCUAGGUCAUUGCUUAAUUUAAUUGUGCCUUAGAAAUAACAUUCAAUCAUUUCCAUAUAGAUAUUUGCAUUAUGUUCCUGCUUCGCUGUCCCACUUUUUCUUAUUUGUAUUUUAUUUCUUUCACAAACAAGCAGGUGAUGAUUCAUUGUUUAGACCUUUUAGUUUCUCUGUUGUCUAAUAACUUAUAAAACACGAAUGGUCACACAGAAAUGCAGUUUACCACUCAGUUUUAUGUAUGUUUAAAGCUUAUAUGUGCUUUUGAAUAAUGCAGAUGGAUUCCAGAAAUGCACCCAUCAUUACUGAGAAUUGUUUGCAUUUGUUUUUGUUUUCCUGCAUUUUGCGGGACAUUCGGGUCAAGCAAAACAAUCAGCGCUUCAUUCCUAAGAGUCAAAUGUUAUAUUUACAGUCUUGAUGUUGAGCUAGAAAAUAAUAUUCACCUGUGUGCCUUGUUUGAAAGCAUACAAUGUUGCCUUUAUUUUUUUGUGACAUAUGUUUUUUUUAUGAUCGGAAGGGAAGUCUGUUUCCCUUCUGUGUCCUCUCUGUGGUUUCCGUCAUAUUUUAAGGAGGAAAAACUGACAUCCUCAAAUGAGUUACCAAACUUGAUUCAUUUGUGGAAAAUGAUCUAAAAUACUUGCUUUUAUCGAGCGAUAUCUGCACAUGUGAAUGUUUCUGUGUGAGAGAAAGAGAGAUUGUUUGCUAUUUUAAUGUUACGUACGGGUAUGAUAUAAUAGCUUUAGUUUUUUCCUAAAACAGAUGAUGAUAGCAUCACCAUACAAGCCAUAUUCAAAUGUCUUCUUGAAGCUUUGAGCCGAAGAAUCAUUUGUCAUUGAGGCAAAUGAAGUUUAAACUGUGUCACAUCUGUGUACUGAUGGACCAACACUGUUGUUCAUUCAAAAAUGAUAAAAAUAUUGUUAUUUCUUGUUCGCUGUCUGAUUUGGGGAAUCUUAAAGGGAUAAUCCUUUUAAUCCUUAGGGAUUUUAAAUUCAUUUCUUAUCUGAUUCUCUACUUGUGGGUGUUUCACAAGCAUAAUUCUGUCACUUUAAAUGGCAUUUUAAGACUGUAGUUUGUAAAUAAUAUAACAUGAAGUGUAUAA
Triplophysa dalaica is the source of this 3352-nucleotide messenger RNA. RefSeq names its product alpha-1,6-mannosyl-glycoprotein 2-beta-N-acetylglucosaminyltransferase. Lineage: Eukaryota; Metazoa; Chordata; Actinopteri; Cypriniformes; Nemacheilidae. The transcript is spliced from 2 exons. Gene Ontology annotation, molecular function: alpha-1,6-mannosylglycoprotein 2-beta-N-acetylglucosaminyltransferase activity. The record is from RefSeq and is a predicted model, not a curated record. Gene Ontology annotation, biological process: oligosaccharide biosynthetic process; protein N-linked glycosylation. Gene Ontology annotation, cellular component: Golgi membrane; Golgi stack. Bases 207 to 1427 code for a protein of 406 amino acids.